AUGACUACAUUCUUCCAAAAUUCCGUUUUUAAUGGCAAAAGCGAGGAGGAUAAUGAAUCUAACGAAAAUAGCAACAAUGAAACGCUGUUUCAUUGCAGUGAAAAUCUAUCCGAAUCAGGUAGUGAUACCGAUUCAGUGAACCUGUUUGAACAAAUGGAUCGCCUUAGCUGGCUUGAAGAAACAGAAAAUUCAGAUCUAAGUAAAUUAAAGUCGCAAAAAAGUAUUGGAAGCCUUGCCGAUGCAAAAUGGAGCCGGGGACCAGCUCCCUUAGAUGAUCACGGUGGAAUAUUUAAUAUUAAAAUUGCCAGUUUGGAAGUACUCCGCUAUCCCCCUCCCCCAAAAAAAAAUGUAUUCUUUAACUGCUUACACUCUUCCUUUAAAGCCUCAAUAGUGAUUAUAGGCUCCCUGGGUUUCAAAUUGGAUGAAGCGGUAACAUUUCAAAAAAUGGAAGUUGAAAUGGCGAAUGACAAAGACGGUCACACAACUGCUAACAAUGCUCUAAUUAGUUAUUUCGCAUUUCUUGGCACAUGUCCUGACACUUACUCUGUUGACUAUCAGUUCAUCAACAAUUUAUUAAAAUAUGCAGAUGUCAAUACAAGAGAUCUGCAUGGUCAAUCAUUAUUGCACGAAGUCGCUAGAGAGUGGAGCACUGAUUUUGCUAACUUUUUAAGAAUUAAAGGAAUAGACAUUAAUGCUGCGGAUCACUGGGGUAGAACGCCAUUAAUUGUUGCUUCAGCGUGUAAUCAUGUUGAGAUGAUCGAAUGGUUAAUACAUAAUGGUGUUCCUAUAUGUCAGGCUAUUGUUUUUAUCGGACAUUCAAUAUGCUCAACAUUAUUGCGUCAAGAAAAAUUCUAUAUAGUGCAUUGGAAUCAUCAUGUGAAACCGCUUAUCGGAUCCAACAUUGAUCAUCGUACCAUCAAGGGAGAAGAACAAAGCGCCAUACAUUUUGCAGCAAAAUAUGACGCGGUGGAUGCAUUUGGAAUGCUUAUAAAGUUUGGUGCAAACCCUUUGGAGAGGGAUGCUAAAGAAAGAACACCAUUCUUUGUGGCAGCUGAAGAAGGACAGCGAAAUAUGUGCGAUUACAUGUUGGACUUGGGCUUGCCUACAGCAGCGUAUGACGAGAAUGCAGUUUCGGUUAUUGACAACAUCAUUAUAAAAAUGCCAACAAGUACAGCAUAUUGUGCGCUUGAUCAAUUUGUCACCACGGAUAGACUCAUGCGACAGAAGAAGUAUUACUUAAGUUGCUUGGGAAAACGUCGUUUUACUUUGCUGGAAAGAACAAAAGACCGUUUUACCCCCAAUACAGAUAGCCCAACCGCUUUAGAGAUUAUAGUGCAGAGAAGAGACCUCAACUUGAUUACACAUCCUGUAAUUUUGAAAUUAAUUGACUUAAAAUCUAAAAAAUUUGCCAAAGUCUUUAUCAGAAUCAAUGUUGGGAUUGCCUUUUUGUAUACAUUGUUAUGGACUGCAACCAUGCUGAUACCAUCGAAACGAGAAGGAGAUUGGAGUUCGUCAAAUGUAAUGCAGGUGUUGACAUCAACAUUUGCUCAAUUUAUCGCAGUAUAUCAGUUUUACCUGAGCUUGAAGGCUGAUCAAAUAUAUCAAAGAUUCAUCUCAGUCAAUGCAAAAAUCUACAAAGAAAGGAGAAGAAUUCUGCAUCAAUGCGAAAAGGAAAAGAAAUUUUGUCAUCCACGUUGGAUUGUUGAAAAAGGUUUACUGAAAAAAAAGAAAUCAGUCGCAAAAAAUUUAUCACAGAGAUUUUUUUCAGAUGGAUGGAAUGUAAUAGACUUAAUGUCAUUGCUAGUUGGGACAGGAGCCUGGAUAAUUACCUUAAUAAAUAUUAUCUUUCCACAUAUUGAUAAAAUAAAUUCAGUGUGGACGGGUUAUUGUACGAUCUUCAUCCUGUUAGCUUGGCUGAGGUUAAAUCGCUACGUUCGGUAUGAACAAUCACUAGGAAGGUUUAUUGUAAUGUUGGAGGAAUCCGCUAUUGCUUCAGUGACAUUCGCAUUUUUAUUCUUUGAGUUCUUUAUACCAUGUGUGGUGGCUUUUUGGGUGCUGUUUGGUGGCGUAAAGAAAGAAAGCGAAGGAGGAGAAUAUGAAAAAUUCAACGAUUUAGUUUAUCAACUAUAUCUACUGGCAAUAGUUGGCGAUUAUGACUAUGAUACGUUACAAGCAGAUCGUAAGGUUGUGUCCCAGCUUUUGGUGGCUGGUUAUUUGAUAAUUGUCAGUACGAUAACAGUUAACCUCCUGAUUGCACUGUUCACCGAAGCAUUCAUAAGGAUAAAUGAAACAGCUGUUGCUCACUCUCGUUUAAGAGAAGCUGAAGAAAUUCUGGACAUUGAAAGGCGAUUUCCAGAGAAGCUUAGAGAAUUUGAGAUUUGCGCAAACAAACACCUUGCUCCUAUGUACAGGUCUUCUGUUUGUAAAGGUAGUUUUAACGAUACAGAUAAAAAUUCCUCAAACCGCGUGUAUUCUUUCUAUAAACAAAAAAACUUAGGUCAUCCAGGAGUUACCCAAUUGUCAAGCAUCAAAACGGCGAUUCGCCCUUGCAUCAAUGUAACUGAAAUGUUGGGAGAAGAAGAAACAGAUAAGAAAAAAAGCUACAGUGCAAGACAAGCUUUAAGUAGCGUUUACUUCAAGUUGCGACGAUUUAAUCCUGAACUGAAUAACAUCAUUAAAACUCAAGAGGCUCUUCGUAACAAUGCUGAAACAGGAGUCAAUGCGUCACGUGAUAAACUUGACACUGCAGUGGUGACAAUUGCUAAGCAGAACACUUCAAAAUGUAUGGUGUGUGCUGGAAAGCUAUUUGGUAAUAUAUCACCAUAG
Molecule: messenger RNA, 2826 nt
Organism: Hydractinia symbiolongicarpus
Lineage: Eukaryota; Metazoa; Cnidaria; Hydrozoa; Anthoathecata; Hydractiniidae
Exons: 14
Coding region: 1-2826 (941 amino acids)
Biological process (GO): calcium ion import across plasma membrane
Cellular component (GO): membrane
Molecular function (GO): protein binding; calcium channel activity
Source: RefSeq, a predicted model, not a curated record